This is a messenger RNA of Hibiscus syriacus, 1105 nucleotides long. RefSeq names its product AT-hook motif nuclear-localized protein 28-like. Gene Ontology annotation, molecular function: DNA-binding transcription factor activity; minor groove of adenine-thymine-rich DNA binding. Bases 40 to 936 code for a protein of 298 amino acids. Gene Ontology annotation, cellular component: nucleus. The transcript has 3 exons. The record is from RefSeq and is a predicted model, not a curated record. NCBI's taxonomy places the organism in Eukaryota, Viridiplantae, Streptophyta, Magnoliopsida, Malvales, Malvaceae.
UUUUAUUAGAAAAUUUUGAUUAAGUUUUCAUUUCCGAACAUGAAAGGUGAAUAUGUAGAAGCCAGGAAUCAAAACCCCAACGACAUGUUCUCUAAGCUCCACCAACACCAAACUCAUCCGUUCUCUCGUAAGUUUCAGCUCUCCCGAACCCCCGAGUCCGAUGACACCACUCACACCCCUAACCACGGCCCCAAAGAUGUUUCCACCAACACCACCCAUGGCCCUUCUCUUCCCAGCGGCGAUGCUAACAGUGGUGGAGAUGGAGCCAGCAUCGAAAUCGUUCGUAGACCCAGGGGACGUCCUCCGGGUUCCAAAAACAAGCUCAAGCCGCCCGUCGUGAUCACUCACGAGCCCCAGCCUGCAAUGAGUCCAUACAUUCUGGAAAUCCCUGGAGGAAACGACAUCGUAGAAGCCGUCUCCCGCUUUUCUCGCCGCAAGAACAUUGGAAUCUGCGUGCUCACGGGAUCCGGUACUGUUUCCAACGUGUCUCUCCGUCAACCUUCUUCGGCCACUCCAGGAGGCACCAUAACUUUCCAUGGAACAUUCGAAAUCUUAUCCCUUUCCGCCACGUUCCCAACCCAAACGACGUCGUGCCACGUGCCCAGCACCAUACCCAUAUCUUUGGCCGGUCCUCAAGGGCAGAUCGUUGGAGGGUUCGUAGCUGGUCCGCUUGUAGCAGCUAGCAACGUGUUUUUAGUAGCUGCUACAUUCAACAACCCUUCCUAUCACCGUUUACCCGGGGAAGAAGAAGAAGGGAGGAAUACGGUGUCGUCUGGUGGUGCAGGUGGGCAGUCGCCGCCAUUGUCUGGUGGUGGUGGAGAUAAUAGUCACGGUGGUGGGGCAGAUUCUUGUGGCGUUUCGAUGUAUAAUAAUCAUUUGGGCGGAUCGGAUGUCAUUUGGGCUCCAACUGCAAGAGCUCCACCGCCUUACCACUAAGUUCAAAUCUUUAGCUUUUCAAGCUUUCUUUUAAAAAUUCUCAUCUUUAAAAGUAGUGUGAAUGAACGGAGGUUUAGAUGUUUUUCUCCUCCUCUGAGCUUGUUUAGUCUUUUUGUACUUCCGUUUCAUGAAAUGAUAAUUAAUUCCUUUGUUUAAAAUUUCAAAUAUU